GUGGUUUCCUAACGGAAGUUAUUGUUUUUGCUUGUUUAUUCUUGAAAGCUAGAAAUUAGUAGUACACAGUAAACCCGUAGAUUUAUAUCACUUAAAGAAAUAUUUAGUAUAUAUUCACACAUAUAAAUACAGAAUAAACAGAUAAAGAUGUAAUCAGCCCAGGCAAGGUGUGGAUGUGACAUCAUCGCCACUACAGGAUGUCGUGGCGGGGCUCCAAUAGCCAUCUGGACGCUAAUGUGCCAGAUUAUCAGAAGAUGUUGCAGGGUCGAGCCCCAGCCUCAGGAUGGAGCAGCACCCAGCCAUCUCUACCUUCCUACUCCAGUCGGUUCCCAGCAGCAAGUUCAGGCAGCUACCUGCAUGCCAGGAACCAGUCAGGGUUAGCUAGAACCGGUUCCCACCCUGGCUACUCAACCACUUACCAGCCGGGUAAAUACGGGGUACCGGUGGAAUCAUCCGGGUACAAUGCAACCAGUCUGUCAAAUUAUAGGUCAUUAGCACCGGAUGAGAACAGCCAUUGGUCGGAAAAUGUGUAUAAUGAUAAGACUUAUGGGUACGUAGGUCGUGAGUUUGACCUUGAACCCUACAGGAGUGCAGCUCACAGGGUAACGGACUAUGCCAGUGAUUCUGGCCAAAGAUCUCAUUCUACUAAGCGGGUGGACUAUUCUAGUGAUUCUGGCCGCAACCACAUCGGUCGUCCGUCCAUCUCUGAUUACUCCAGCGACAGCGGAAUGAACCCUCGACAUCAACGCCAGCGUUCGAGUGACUUUGAGUUGGAGAUACCAAGCCCGGACACGUCUCGCAGUCAAUCCCGGUCUCACAAUGAGGAUAUUUUCAGUUCACCAGUGAAAAGCAGCAUCCAGGCAGCAGACUUUGAACGAUUCAACAACAAUCAGGCAAGCUUUGAUGACGAUGAGCAGCCUGGGCAGCUGCAGCAUAAUCAUUACAGGAAGAUUUCGCAGAGCGAACCAAGCCUAGAUUCUCAUAAUGAGGCCAAGAGGAAUGGCAAUAAAGCCGAGAGACGUUCAGAUGGUCACAGUGAUGACCAGGACAGUGGUCCCGACCGUGAAAUGGGGAAACAGAACAGCGAUACCUUCCGGGAAAACUUCACCUCCCCGCCUCUCUACCACGGCAAUGUUGCUGACUUGACACUGGUCCAACAUGGUAAGAUGCCGCGGGGAAAACCCAGCAACCUGACAAGCUGGCAGCAAGAGCAGCGCUCCUCGCCAAGCCCUCGCGACCUUGACCUUCACACGAGGCUGUCCUUGAAGCCAGGCUUGGUUCAUAGGCCGUACUCUCAGGACAAGAAAGCGUUCCGUGACAGAGAGUUCUCCAGUGAUAACAACACAGACUCAGAUCUGUUGCGGCAGAAUGAUACAGACAGCCAUCGUCGAGUUGAGAGUCAGCUGAGAGAGAGAGUGUUGGAGUUGGAGGAGCUUGUGAAGGAGUAUGAGACUAAGCUGAGGCAGCGCUCACACGGCACUGAGACUAGGGCGACUUUCACUCAGAUGCAGGAGCUAGAGUUCAGGAAUGCGGAGCUGCGUACAGAGCUGGCCAAGAUGAAGCACCAGAAGCAGGCUGAGAUAGAGGAACUGGAGAUCAAACUGGGAGGUGUAGAGCAUGAGGUUGUACAGUUGAAGACGGCGCUACGUAAGACACAGCCUGCAACAGAGGAUCUCAGAGAACAGCUGAUGAAGAAGGACUCUGAGUUGAGCCAGUGGCAGGAAAAGCACAGCGCUGCGCAGUCUCAAUACGAGGCAGUGAGGGACAAGGUGGCCGGCAUGGAGCGCUACCUCGCUGACCUACCCACCCUCGAGGAGUUCACAAAGAACGCAGAAGAUCUGACAACAUGCACAGAAGAGCUGGAGAGCAAGAAGUCACAGGUCGCCGACCUUGAACAGAGACUGGAGGAAACCACGGAGACCCUUGCUGACCGAGAGACCACCAUCAUGGAACUGGAGAACAAGCAGAGGCAGCUAGCAGGCAAGAUGCAUGAGUUGAGCACAGAGAUCAGGCGUAUCAAGACCGAGGGGGAGGGGCGGGCCCUGGCCAGGGCGCAGGAGGAGCUGGCAGAGGUCAGAGAGGUCAAGGACAAGGUCACACAGGACCUUGACAAGGCCAAGAAGCUGCUGGAGGUGAACCAUCGUCGUGUACGUCAGCUGGAGACAAAGCACACAGCAGAGGUUAGGCAACUCCAGGAGAGGCUGGGGCAGGAGGAGGAGGCCGUGGUCGCACUGAGAGAGGAGGCACGGCUGAAGGACGAGCAGGUCAACAAAUUGAAGAAGUCUCUCAAGGAGUUUGCCAGCAAGAACCAGGACCUGCAGGAGGAGAGCAUGAUGCUGAAGGAGCAGCUGCAGCAGUUUCAGUCAACGUCGCUGGAUGAGGCCCAGAGACUACAGCGCCGCUUCGUGCGUGAGAUGGCGCUGUGCUUCACCGACAUCCAGUGCCUAGUGCAGAUACUUGUGCAGCAGGCAGAGGGCAAGGAUCCCAACGUGUCCCUUCUGCUGGGAACCAGGGCCUCGGUGGAGGAGGAGGGCGUGGCAGGGUCCAUGAAUGACGAGCAGUCACUGAAGCACUGGUUCUCCAAACUGAGAGAGUUGAGGGGCGAGGUGGAGACAGUCCGUAACACGAUCUGCCACAAGUAUGCCAAGGACAUGGGAGACAAUCUCAACUGUGCUCAGCAGUAGCAGGAGCAAGAUAACCUGACAUUGGGCAGCACUUACAGGGGAGACAACAUGAAAUGUGCUCAGUAAUAAGGGAGAUAACAAAAGUUGUGCACAGAAGUGCUGAUUAGUUGCAGAGGAGAUAAUAUUGACUGCACUUAUCAAGAACAGGGGAUACAACCUCAACUGCCAACAAGGAUUUGAGAAGCUUUGCAUUGUACCCUAUUAUUCAGGAUGAGAAUUUUAGUGCAGAACACAUCAAACGUAACUUACUUUUGAGAGAUGGCAGCAUUGUAAUUUUGUGUAUUGUAUUGAAAUGGCACAAUGAAGUGAUCUUUUGUUCCAUUAAAUACUUUUUCAUGUGGUUAACUUCCCACUGUUGAAGUAGCAUAUUGCGCAAUUAUUUUGUACCUCAAGGCAAAUUAAAUGUACGACCUAGUCAAUGUUUGGCUCAAUACAGAACUGUCUGGCCCUUGUUAUUACAUUACAGACUGUUGACUGAUAUUAAAACUGAUAUGUUGUACAACUCAGUACCCUCAUUUAUAAAAGGAAUUUUGUAAAUCAUUUCUUCAUGGUAUUUUCAAGAAUUCACAAUCAUUAAUUUUGAAAGUGUAAGUUUGACAUUUUAUUUAGCACUUGUACAUUAAUCCUAGGGAUAUGCACGCCUGAUGUGUUUUUUUUUCAAUGUAGUUGGAAAAAAGCACUUUAAAGAAAAUGUGUAUGAAUUUUUUAAUGUGCAAACUAUUUUUAAAGUUAUUUGCUGCCAAAUUAACAGGGUAUUUUCGUUCCUUUAUUUUGCAAGUUUUAUGCUUUAUACUUUCAUUCAAAUACAUAAUAAUCUCAUUUAAGAUGGUGUUAUAUAUGAAUAUCAAAUUUGUUUAAUACCAAAUUGGCCUUUAUUCGUUCACACAGUCUCUUACAUCUGUAAACAUGUAUUAUCACAUAUUUUGACUAAUUAUCAUACACAUAACAUGAAAUCCUGCAAUGUUCACCCUGUAUAAGCCCUUGUGCUAAUUCAUCUAAUUAAUGUAUGUAAAUAUUGUUAUUUGUGCCAAAUUUCUUACCUUCAAUCCACUGAUAUCUUGUUUCACAUUUUGUAUAGUUUCAUAGGAUAAUACAAAAUUUCAUAUUGUAUAUAAUGGGAACAUUUUAUUUAUUUGUCUGUCUGGUGUUUGUUAGCUAGUUGUGUGGUGUGUGUGAACAUAGUUGUGAUCUAGUAUGCAUUUAGUUGACUGUAUAUCCAAAGAUGGGUGAUUUUGAUUUGCACCAAAAGAUAUUUAUGAUAUUAAAUUAAUUCACAAAGUUGACAGCAUGUGUAUUUGAGAGAAUGGUAGUAUUGGUUUGAAAAAAUAUUUUAUAUUCAUAAGUUAAUUUUACAGAGUUUUCAGUGAAUUCGCAAUUGUCAAGAUAUAUUUUAAGUCUGCAUAAUAUAAAACUAAGAUCUGUUUUGGGUUUAAUUUUCUGUCUGCUUUUAUUUUACCAAAAACAACUUGUGUAUGAUGUUUUUGAAAAAAUGUACUGUGUAUAUAAUGUGGUUGUAUCCAGUAUUGUUGUAAAUGACCUGUGUGAAUGUUUGAUUGAGCGGCGUUCUGGAAAAACUGUGCUUAAUUUAUGUGCGUAAAGUUUUGUUCCAGAUUUGCCUGGCAGUUCCCACCAGCUUAUCAGGGAUAACACUUGUCGCUUGUAUGGAAUUUUUUGUUUUAAGGAGGUCUCUUCUUAGCAAAAAAUCCUGUUUGGAAGGAAAGUAACAUCCCUGAUUAGCCCGUACAGACUGCACAGGCUAAUCUGGUACAACACUUGAUGCACAUGCAUUAAGCCCCGUUUUCCCAGAGCGUGGCUCAAUUAUUGUUGCUUGUGACUGUUUGACUGUGAUAUCAUUGAUCUCAGUGUAUAGUGAUAGUUUCUACUUUCUAGAAGUCUUUUGUACUGUCGGGGUGUUUACCACAUUGAUGUCCAGUUUUGUAAUUAAAAGUUAAAUUCA
Messenger RNA from Dreissena polymorpha, 4641 nucleotides. Its product is annotated as centrosomal protein of 85 kDa-like. The coding region runs from base 198 to 2684 and encodes 828 amino acids. The transcript has 15 exons. The record is from RefSeq and is a predicted model, not a curated record. NCBI's taxonomy places the organism in Eukaryota, Metazoa, Mollusca, Bivalvia, Myida, Dreissenidae. Gene Ontology annotation, cellular component: centrosome.